Macrosiphum euphorbiae (potato aphid) is the source of this 1416-nucleotide messenger RNA. The record is from the annotation of a GenBank genome assembly. Lineage: Eukaryota; Metazoa; Arthropoda; Insecta; Hemiptera; Aphididae.
AUGAGAGGUCAAUACAAUGGCAUUCAAAGCUUAAUUAUUCAAGAAAAUCCACAAGCAAUAUUUGUUUGGUGCUGUAGUCAUCGACUCAAUCUUGUUGUCUCAGAUUGUACAAGCACUUGUACAAAUGCUAUGGAUUUAUAUGGUAACCUUGAGAGAUUAUAUGACUUCAUUUCUUGUAGUAAAAUACGUAGUUCAUUAUAUGAAAAUAAUUUGAAAAAUUUGUAUCCUGGUGAGCAAGUACGUAGAUUGAAGCGAGUGUCCACUACAAGAUGGAUGUUACAUAAAGCAGCUUUGGAUAAUGUUCUAAAAACUUUUUUAGCUAUUAUUGAAACAUUAGAAAUGAUGUGUGAUAGUGAAGUUACAUGUGAUAAUAAGUCAAGAUCAGAAGCUAAUGGAUUUUUGAGUUAUUUACUAUCAAAGAGAUUUGUUUAUACAGCAUUCUGUUUUAAAACAGUUUUAACCAUUUUAGAACCGGUAUCAGCAAUUUUACAAAAAAAAGACUAUGAUAUUCUUUCAGCAACACUUUUAUUACAAAGCAAGUAUGAAGAAUUAAUCCAACUACGUACAGAUGAAGCUUUGAAAAAUAUAAUAAGUAAUGCAGAUGAAUUUAUUGAAAAUACUAGUUUGGAAUUUUCAUCUUUAGUAGAAGGACGAAUUAGAAGAAAAAAAGUGAUGUGUGGAGAAACAAGUCGGGAUGAGCCACUGGCAUGCUCUAAUACAAAUUUCCGUGUUAAUACCUUUUUUGUAGUUAUUGAUCGAGUAACUUCUGAACUAAAUCGACGGUUUUUUGAUCAAAGUGAAAAUAAUGUACAGCAAAUUGGUGUUUAUAAAGAUAUUGCACUCAUGACUAAAAAACGAAUUAAAGAAGUUCAAUUAGACUCAAACAGACUUCCUAGUGAUGCGUUUAUGGCAUUUUGUGGUGUGUAUGGAAAGUAUUUGAAUAUUAAUGAACUUAAAUCAGAGUACUUGACAUUCACUAAAUGCAUUGAUGCUUUUUUUAAAACAAAUGAACUCCCAACCAGUCUCCAUGAUUAUCAAAAUAAUGAUAUCAGUGAUAACAGUAACAGUGAUAGUUGUCAAGAAAAUGAAGAUAUAGAUGAUGCGUGUAAUGAAAACCUCAGAAGUUUACUACCAAUAUUUAGAAUGUUCAUGAAAAAUAAUCUUGUUGGUAUAUUUCCUAAUAUAUACAUAUUUUUAAAAAUAUCAUUGACAUUACCAGUGGGAAGCGUUUCUACAGAGAGAAGUUUCUCUAAAUUAAAAUUAAUUAAAAGUAGACUACGUUCUACUAUGACAAAUGAUAGGCUAGAAAGUUUAAUGACUAUAUCUUGUGAAUAUGAUAUUAAUAUUGAUUAUGAAGAAGUACUCAAUUUAUUUAGUCAAACUAGUCCUCUAUUGUUUAAAAUAUUAAAUUAUUAA